Messenger RNA from Dujonia railenensis, 1014 nucleotides. The record is from the annotation of a GenBank genome assembly. NCBI's taxonomy places the organism in Eukaryota, Fungi, Ascomycota, Pichiomycetes, Serinales, Debaryomycetaceae.
AUGUUUGAUCCUACAGAACUACAGUACCUUAAUCCUAAUAUCGACAGAAGGAUAGCGAUCGUCACCGGUGGGAAUUCAGGAAUAGGGUUCUACACCGCAUUACAUCUCUAUCUUCACGGAUACAUAGUCUAUAUUGCGGGCAGAAACAAAACAAGAGUUACAAAGGCCAUUGUAGAAAUGAAAGAGGUUGCCAACGUUAAGACUUUGCAAUACUCACCAGACCAAGUUACGGAGAGAUACAACGGAGAACUCUUCUUUCUUGAGAUCGAUCUCUUGGAUUUGAACUCGGUUAUACGGGCAGCGGAGAUCUUCAAGUCGUUGGAGUCAAGCUUGCACAUUCUAGUCAAUAAUGCCGGUGUCAUGGCAUUGCCAUUCAGUUUAACCAAGGACGGAUUUGAAAUUCAACUACAAACUAACUAUAUCUCGCCAUUUUUAUUCACCACAAGGCUUUUGCCCUUGCUCGAGAAAACUGCAGCUACACCCAAUAAAAUUGCUGGGUCUACUGAACCUAUCCAACCAAGAAUAGUGUAUGUUUCGUCCAUUGGUCAUCACUUUGCAUUCAGAUACUUCAAUAUGAAUUCUCACUUCCAGUAUUACCCCAAUAUUAUGUUUACUUGGUUCAGAUAUGGGAUAGCCAAGACAGCAGCCAUUCAUUUCAUGAAGAUGCUUGCUUUAAGAAACCCCAAGAUCUUAUGCCUUCUGGUUCACCCUGGUUUUGUUAUGAAUACCAACUUAUUUGCCUACUGGACCAGAUUGCCUAUAAUAGGUAUAUUGUUUUGGUGCCUUUUCCAAAUCUUUGGAUAUAUAUUCGGUGUUAGCAAUGAAGAAGGUGCAAUGGCAAGCUUAAAGUGUUGCUUAGAUCCUAGUUUGAAUGUAGAGCAAGAUAACGGGAAAUACUUUGCCACAGGAGGUGUUGAGGCUUCUCCCUCAAGAGUAGCUAGAAACAUGGAUUAUGCGGCAAGAACAUGGAUUUGGACCUUGAAGGAAUUGGGGAAUAGAGAGAUUUCCAUAUGA